Molecule: messenger RNA, 2034 nt
Organism: Carya illinoinensis
Lineage: Eukaryota; Viridiplantae; Streptophyta; Magnoliopsida; Fagales; Juglandaceae
Product: cytochrome P450 CYP82D47-like
Exons: 2
Coding region: 123-1703 (526 amino acids)
Biological process (GO): defense response to other organism
Molecular function (GO): heme binding; monooxygenase activity; oxidoreductase activity, acting on paired donors, with incorporation or reduction of molecular oxygen
Source: RefSeq, a predicted model, not a curated record
GAUACAAAUGGGUGGUCAGCAAGUGAAAAUUGGAAGUGAAGCCGAUGAUCAGAGAGCUUCUGAUCACAAUCAAACCAAAGAAGCCUCCCCAGAAAAGCUGGUUACCGUCUUGAGAUACUUUAAUGGAUUUCAAUCUACCAAAUCUUAACACAAUCAUAGCAGGAUUAUUCUCCAUAAUAAUCCUUUCCUACUUCAUCCAGAAGAUGUUUGGAGCUUCUAAGAGCAGAAAACCACCCGAAGCUGCCGGCCGAUGGCCUCUGAUUGGCCACCUCCAUCUGUUAGGAGGUAAAUCCCAGCUUCCCCAUAUUGUUUUGGGAUCCUUAGCAGAUAAAUAUGGAUCAGUUUUCUCCAUCAGGAUUGGGGUGCAUUCAGCUUUGGUGAUAAGUAGUUGGGAACUGGCUAAAGAGUGCUUCACAACAAACGAUGUUGUCCUAGCAUCUCGUCCAAAACUAGCUGCUGCAAAGAACUUGGGCUACGACUCUGUCAUGAUGGGAUUCAGCCCCUAUGGCUCUUACUGGCGUGAAAUGCGCAAGAUAAUCUCCCUGGAGCUGCUCUCGACCCGCCGGCUCGAGUUACUUAAGGAUGUCCGAGCAUCAGAGAUGGAGACUUCCUUGAAAGAGCUGUACAAGGUUUGGACAGAGAAGAAAGAUGGGUCGGACGGCGGCGGCGGUGGAGUUUCGGUGGAGAUGAAGCAGUGGUUUGGGGACUUGGCUCUCAAUGUGGUGCUUAGGAUGGUUGCUGGAAAAAGGUACUUUGGUGCUGCUGCUACAGCAGACAAGGAAGCUCAGCGAUGCCAGAAGGCGUUCAGGGAAUUCUUUCACCUGAUGGGGCAGUUUUUGGUGGGGGAUGCUAUUCCUUAUCUUGGGUGGAUGGAUUUGGGUGGCCAUGUGAAGGCCAUGAAGAAAACCGCAAAGGAGAUGGAUUGUAUGGCUACAGAAUGGUUGGAGGAGCACCGGAAGAACAGGGUUUCAGGUGAAUCUAAACAGCAGCAGGAUUUCAUGGAUAUAAUGUUGUCAGUUCUUGAGGGUGCUGACCUUGGUGAUUUUGAUGCUGACACUGUCAAUAAAUCCACUUGUUUGAACAUGAUAUCAGGAGGGACAGACACAACCAUGGUUUCUCUAACAUGGGCACUCUCUCUAUUAUUGAACAAUCGCCAUGCCUUAAUAAAAGCUCAAGAGGAACUUGACAUGCAUGUGGGCCGAGGAAGACUAGUCAAUGAAGGAGAUAUCAGCAAGUUGUUCUACCUCCAAGCCAUUGUCAAAGAGGCACUAAGGCUAUACCCACCUGGACCUCUCCCAGGACCACGAGAAGCCGCAGAAGACUGCACCAUUGGUGGCUUCCAUGUUGCAAAAGGCACACGAGUACUGGUCAAUCUGUGGAAAAUCCAGACAGACCCUAAAAUAUGGUCUGAGCCAUUAGAGUUCAAGCCAGAGAGGUUCCUCACCACCCACAAGGAUGUUGAUGUCAAGGGUCAGAAUUUUGAGCUCAUCCCUUUUGGCAGCGGUAGGAGAGGUUGCCCUGGUAUCUCUUUCGGUCUUCAGAUGCUGCACCUGCCUCUUGCAAGUUUGCUUCAUGCCUUUGAGAUUUCCACCCCAUCAAAUGCUACUGUUGAUAUGUCAGCUACCUUUGGAAUGACAAACAUCAAAACCACACCACUUGAUGUUGUUCUCAAACCUCGCUUAUCACCGAAUCUUUAUGUGUGAAUGUUUAGCAUUAAUGCUAGCAUCCGUACAGGAUUUGCUAUUUGUUGAUCAAUCACACCGACUCAUGCAUGUGGUGCGAUGGCUGGUGCAUUUAAACCACAUUAUAAAUCAGUGUGAGUAAUCAAGAAGUAGAUAAAUCAUGGAUGAAGAACAAUAUUUCUAAUAAAAACUUGUAAUAUUAGAGUUCGGCUUGGAUUCAAUUCUAGUUGAAAUUGAAUCCGUUGAAUUUGCUUUAAUGCCCUGUAUUGAUUUCUAAUCAAUUGGGUUAAGCCAGUUCCUGUAUAUUUUGAUUUAGUCAAUGAUAUAUAUAUAUAUAUAUAAUUCUGUGGCA